Molecule: messenger RNA, 2994 nt
Organism: Symsagittifera roscoffensis
Lineage: Eukaryota; Metazoa; Xenacoelomorpha; Acoela; Convolutidae
Product: trichohyalin-like
Source: RefSeq, a predicted model, not a curated record
AACAAUGAAAACGUAAUCAUAUAAUAUAUCGUAGUCGCACAGGUAUUAUCAUACCAUCUGCGUUUAAGCGCUGAAAUUUUUAUUUGUUCGUAAGCAUAUUGCAUAUACACACACGCGCCUAUAGAACGAUAGGACGAAAAAAAAUCACAGAAAAUGUUAUACUGCUUUUCAAAAUUGUGAAAAAAUGCAUUUAUUGCAAUUGGAUACCAAUCGAAACUCUAUUUCUCAGCUCUCUUUGUAAAAUAGCCAUGAGUACUGUUCAUUGAAAUUGUUUAUAUUCACGUCACAAUUGUAAUCUCAACUGUUUUAUUUAUUUUGUUAUCAUUUCUAUCAUCUCCAACUUUAAUUUUUAAAAGUGGUUAAUUACUAACAUGCAGAAGGCGGCGGGUGCAGUUGGGGCAUCUGAUUCUGGUGGGGUAGGGGUCAGUGUAAGUAUGAGGGGGAGGGACAACAAAGAAGAAGAGGCAGAAGUCAGCGAGGGACUGAAUAAACUCAAACAUCUAGCUUCGGUGAAUGCCGCCAGAGAAUCGAACACAUGCCGAAUACAAUCAUUAGAGUCCACUUUGGGUGACAUUGAGGUGAACAUGACUGACAUGAAGGACUCCCUCAACAACGUGGAGAAAGAAAAUGUCACACUUCACCCCGAGAGGAACAAACUGCAGGAGAGACACGAGGAAGUGGUGACUCAUCUUAACCAGACCAUGCAAGAAAAGGCCAGUAAACAGAUUCUUCUGAAUGACACGAGAGACCAGCUGAGAGAAGCACAUCAAACAAUAGCAGACAUUCAAGACGACAUGGAAUUCCUCGAGGAGCAGCUUCGUGAGGAGAGGAGAGAGACUAAGAGGCAGAAGAAGGAGUUGAAGAAGGAGAUUGAGGAGACCAAGGAGAGCAUAAAGGAGCAGCAGUCUCAGAACGAGAGUGAGAAAGAUCAGCUGGACGGGUUCCGGAAGGAGUUGGAGGAGAAGAGAGAGCGACUGCAGAUCAAAACAAGGAGCACAGGGCUGAUAGAGAAGAACUGUGUGCAGCUGAGUGCGAGGGAGGAGGCGCUGGAGAGACAGCUGGAACGGGUGAGGGGGGACAAUGAGAAGAAGAGGGAGGAGAUAUCGGCCACACAGAGAAGAGAUUUCGAAAGACAGGCGGAGUACACAGUCCAGAGAGAACAACUGGAACUUCAGCUCAAACAGAUACAAGAAGAUUCACAGGGCUCGAUCGAGGAGAACGAAAGGCUGAAGAAAGGCAACGCACGACUGCACGCAGAAUUGAAGGCGUCGAAUGAGGAGAAGAAGGCGGAUGCGAAUGCGAUGCGUAGUCUGCGUGAACAGCUGAGUGAGCAGCAGGCGGAGAUGGGGGAGUUGACGGAGGAGACGGGACGACUCACUGCCGAGAACGAGGACAUGUCCAGUCACAUACAGCAGAUACAGGAGACUCACGAUUCUGCAAUGAAGGUGAAGAAUGCGGAAGCGGACACUCUGAAAGAUAAACUGCUGGACGUCCAGAACCUCAGGAAGCAGCUGCAAAGUGAACUAGACGACAUCCUUCGCCAGACGGACCGGCUCAAAGCGGAGAAUGCGAGGAACCUUAGUCUGCUGAAUAAAAAGAUCGCUGAAGGCAAGAGACAGCACGCCACUUUGACGCAAGAGGGACAGCAAUUGCAGAGUGCCAUCAGAUCCAAGGAGGGGGAGAUCAAGUCCAGCCAGGAGACACUCAGGGGAGACAAGGAGAAGUACCAGAAAUUGAGGGAGAAACUGGAGAAAGACAUCCACUUGUAUGAGAGCAGCAUAGACAAAUACACUCGAGCGAGGGAUGAGAAGAGAGCGAAGGUGGAGGAGGAGACACCCCUGUUCAUUAAACUGCAACAGGACCAUAGAGACUACACGCAGAAACACGAGCAGAACAAGAAACAACUUACUGUACUGAAGGCGCAGAAUGCCAAACUGGGCAAUGAAGUGUCGGUGGCGAAAGUACAGCUGCAACAACUCGAUACUCCCAAGAGACAGGCGGAGACGGGGAUCAAAGAAACCGGAAGGGAGACAGUGGAAGAGCUGAACAGACAGGGGAGGGAGAAGAAGAGGGUGGAGGCAGACAUCGAACAGGUGGGUGAGAAGAUAGUGUGUGUGGUGGACCAGAAUGACAGACUGAAGAGUUAUCUGGAGAGGAUGGGGAGGGAGAGGGGUCAGCUGACAGAGGACAUCAUCGACAGUGGACAGAAGAUACGACAACUGCGCAACACUUGCAUAGACAAACGAGAUGGCCUUGUGAGUGGUUGGGAUCAGUUGGCACUUCAGACUGAGGGGGCGAAUAGGAAAGACGGGGUGGUGUUGGGGGAGAUGGGCAAACAGGAGAGGGAGACGGUGGAGAGGAAGGAGCGGGUAGAGGUGGUGUCCACCCAACUGCAGACCCACAUCACGAACAUGACACUCUUCCUGACACAAGUGACCAAUCUGAGAGGUGCUGUUGAAUCUGAACAGAAAAAGAAUGAGGGAAAAAGUGAAGACCAUCUCCAACAACAAUCAGGCGAUGAUGAGGUCAACACAACGACUGAUCAAGACCACGAUGAGUCAUCAUUAAACGACCAGGCAAAGGCAGAAAAAGAGAAAACGGAAGAAGAAGAAGGAGACAAAAAAGAAGAAGAAGAAGAGAAAAAGGAAGAAGAUGAAGAAGAGAAAAAAGAAGAGGAAGAAGACGAGAAAAAGGAAGAGGAAGAAGAAGACAAAAAAGAACAGGAAGAAGACGAGAAAAAAGAGGAGACGGAAAUUGAAAUUGAAGGCGAGAGAGAAAUGUCAACAAAUGAAAGUUUAUUACGCGAAACAGAUCCUAACAACACUGAUGAAAACCUAGAUGGAAUAACUUUUACAGCUGAAGAUAUGGUCAAUUUAGAUGAAACAGAACAAAAAACUGAUCAAAUUUUGAUAGCAGAUUGAAGGUCGAUAAUUAUAUCAACUUUUUUGCUAUGAUUUGAAGAUAUGCUAGAAAAAGUAAGAGCCCUAAUAUUUA